UUUCACUAGAUCUCUUUGAAAUUCCAAUCGGGUAUAUAACACUCGUACUGCAUUACUAUUACAACGAAGGCGCAGCUGCUUAGCCGAAACCCUAGUUUAAGGUAAGAGGGAAAAAAUGGCGGUGCCACUGUUGAACAAGAAGAUAGUGAAGAAGAGAGUUAAGCAGUUCAAGAGAGCUCAAAGUGACCGCAGAAUCACUGUCAAGCCAAGCUGGCGCCGACCAAAAGGUAUUGAUUCUAGGGUUAGAAGAAAGUUCAAGGGAUGUGUCCUGAUGCCCAACAUUGGAUAUGGGUCUGACAAGAAGACUCGUCACUAUCUUCCCAAUGGCUUCAAGAAGUUUGUUGUGCACAAUGCAAGUGAGCUUGAUGUUCUAAUGAUGCACAACAGAACUUACUGUGCUGAGAUUGCACAUAAUGUGUCGACAAGGAAGAGGAAAGAAAUUGUUGAGCGAGCAGCUCAACUUGAUGUGGUUGUGACUAACAAGCUUGCUAGGUUGCGCAGCCAGGAGGACGAAUAAGUAUUCAUGCUUCGGAAGAGAUAUUUGAGCCUUGGAAAAGACCAAUAUAUAUUCAGUAUUUGAACUUAUUGCCUGUCUUUUGACUGCAAUCCAGUUUUGUGUUUUUCUUAGCUGUGGCUUUUGAACCAUCCAAUUGCUUUCAAAUGCUUAAAUCAUCAGAUUUUAGCUUUCCAAUGUUCUCUUUUGGUUACUGGUUAUAGUAUGCUGCAUACUGCUCUACAAAUUAUAAUAGAUGAUCUGAUCUUGCUUUAUU
Messenger RNA from Nicotiana tabacum (common tobacco), 770 nucleotides. RefSeq names its product large ribosomal subunit protein eL32z. Gene Ontology annotation, biological process: translation. Gene Ontology annotation, molecular function: structural constituent of ribosome. NCBI's taxonomy places the organism in Eukaryota, Viridiplantae, Streptophyta, Magnoliopsida, Solanales, Solanaceae. The record is from RefSeq and is a predicted model, not a curated record. Gene Ontology annotation, cellular component: cytosolic large ribosomal subunit; ribosome.